Messenger RNA from Misgurnus anguillicaudatus (oriental weatherfish), 534 nucleotides. RefSeq names its product cilia and flagella associated protein 90 (gene cfap90). The record is from RefSeq and is a predicted model, not a curated record. Lineage: Eukaryota; Metazoa; Chordata; Actinopteri; Cypriniformes; Cobitidae.
GCAUACACUGGUAUCCUAGCAACCGCAGACGCUAAACUGUCCUGCAAAACUUGGAUGUUAACCUUGCGAGCAAUUAAAGCGUGAAUUGUAAUGGAUGUUUCAGCGGAAGCGAAGUCAAGACCUCUUUGCACUUUGUCUGUAUUCAGCUUUAUACCAGCAAGACGAACAGAACCUAAAGAAAUGCGAUAUUUCAACACCAUCUCUAAGACUUCAGACAUAUCUACGGAUGACCACGAGUGUCCAAACACAGAAGGCUACGAUAACAAACUCCACCGAGAUGACCGAAAACAUGCUAAAGGCCGCAACCUGGACAUCUUUAGCGAGGAAUCAAGCAGACCAGUGCCUGUUCUGUCUUCAUCUGUGUAUGGACGAUUUUCAUCACCACAUCAUGACCCAGGGAAGAGAUCUCCUCGUGUCAGUCACAUUCGCUCUGACUUUUACAGCAAAAAUGGAAUCACAAUGGAGGGAGGCUAUGGGUCUGUGAAACUAUGAGCCAAUAAGCAAUAAAAAUAUACAUACACAGUACAAAUAGAA